GCAAGGAGUAAGGGCCUCCUUCUUCCAAACUGUACAGUAUAAAUACAGGACCCUCGCCUCCGUUCACUCCGAGCUACCAUUAAGAUCAAAACCCCUCAAAAUUUCCUGCAAGAACUGCUAGAUAGCCGGUAAAUCAUCAAAGAUGGGCGGCAGCAAUGCUGUCAGCAACACCGUCGCCGGCGGAGGAAGCGGCAGAAAACUCCUGGAGAUUCUCAACGUCAGGGUAAUCGGUAGUGGCGAGAAGGUGGUGGUCCUCUCCCACGGCUUCGGAACCGACCAAUCAGCCUGGAACAGAAUCAUCCCCUUCCUUCAACGCGACCAUCGCAUCGUCCUCUACGAUCUUGUCUGCGCCGGCAGCGUCAACCCCGACCACUUCGACUUCCGCCGAUACACCACCCUCGAUGCCUACGCCGAUGAUCUCAUCCUCAUCAUCGAAUCCCUGAAUAUCAACUGCUGCUUCUUCGUCGGCCAUUCCGUCUCCGCCAUGAUCGGCAUCCUCGCCGCUAUACGACGCCCGGAUCUCUUUCUCAAACUCGUCCUCAUCGGCGCCUCCCCGCGGUUUUUGAACGAUCGUGAUUACCACGGGGGUUUUGACCAAGGGGAUGCCGAGCAAGUGUUCGAAGCGAUGGAGGCGAACUACGAUGCGUGGGUGAGGGGAUACGCUCCGCUAGCCGUCGGAGCUGAUGUUCCGGCGGCGGUGAGGGAGUUUAGCCGCACGCUAUUCAACAUGCGACCGGACAUCACUCUGUUCGUCUCUAAAUCGGUGUUCAGUACUGAUCUGCGAGGCGUGCUAGGGCUCGUGCGCGUACCCUGCUGCAUCGUCCAGACUUCUCGCGACCAGUCUGUACCAAUCUCGGUUGUCGCUCACCUCAAAGCUCAUCUCGGCGGCCGCACCACCGUCGAGAUUCUCAAUACCGAAGGUCAUCUUCCUCAUCUCUCCGCCCCUGCCCUUCUAGCUCCCGUUCUCCGCCGUGCUCUGUCACGCUGAUUUCAAAACCACCAUCUCUCCGGCGAUCGAUCUAAUCCGGAAGCCAUGAAGUACUUCUAACGAAUUAAUGGCGUAACAAUGAAUGGUUUUUCUAUAUCUGUGAUGAUUGUUAAUUCAUAACUCUACUUAAUGAUUAAGUGCCUUAUCAUUAUCCUCAUCAUUAUC
Molecule: messenger RNA, 1153 nt
Organism: Dendrobium catenatum
Lineage: Eukaryota; Viridiplantae; Streptophyta; Magnoliopsida; Asparagales; Orchidaceae
Product: probable strigolactone esterase DAD2
Exons: 2
Coding region: 143-988 (281 amino acids)
Source: RefSeq, a predicted model, not a curated record